Trichoderma breve is the source of this 996-nucleotide messenger RNA. Its product is annotated as phosphatidylserine decarboxylase domain-containing protein. Gene Ontology annotation, biological process: phospholipid biosynthetic process. NCBI's taxonomy places the organism in Eukaryota, Fungi, Ascomycota, Sordariomycetes, Hypocreales, Hypocreaceae. The coding region runs from base 1 to 996 and encodes 331 amino acids. Gene Ontology annotation, molecular function: phosphatidylserine decarboxylase activity. The transcript has 5 exons. The record is from RefSeq and is a predicted model, not a curated record.
AUGACUAUGUGGGGUUAUAUUCACGCGAUAGCAGACUAUUUGCUGUCCUGGGUGAAACUCGAGCAAAAUGCGGAAAUUGGGUGGCGUUCGUUCAAUCGAAAGACCGGAAAGUUAGAGCGCGAACAACAGACACUAUGGAAGAAGCUCAAGCUUCUCGUCUUAUUUAACCCACUCAUGGAAUGGAUUGAUAGGAGUCAACUCAUGCGUUUAUACAUGCAUGAAGAGUCAAUUGCAGAAGGGCGAAGAGAAAGAACAACGAGUUCCAGGAGGCGCAUCAAGGCUUUCGUUGACGCCUAUGGAAUAAACAUGCAUGAUUUCGAGCCCUCUGAUAUCAGUCGCUAUCCUACCUUUGAAGAUUUCUUCACUCGUUCACUCAAAACAGCGUCGCGUCCCAUUUGUGAUCUUGACGACCCUUCCCAUGCCGUCGUGGUGGCUGACUCGAGAGUCGUCGUCUUCAAUUCCAUUGAGGAAGCAAAAGCGUUGUGGAUCAAAGGCAAGAACUUUGGCCUCAAUGAUCUAGUCAUGAGUAAUGAAGUAGGUGAUAAGUUUAGAGAUGCUGCCAUUGCGAGCUUUCGGCUUUCACCGCAGGACUACCACCGGUACCACUCACCUGUCCAGGGUACAAUCCAAAGCUUUCAGAGCUUACCGGGCGAUUACUACCAGGUCGAUCCUGUAGCUUUACAAAGCAAGGUGGAUAUAUUAACACGCAAUAGACGGGAUUUCGUUGUAAUUGAGACGAAGGAGUUUGGGGAAGUUCUAUUUGUGGCGAUUGGUGCGACGGACGUCGGAAGCGUGCAUAUCCACGAGAAAUAUCAGAGGACCGGGCAAACUGUUAAGAAAGGAGAUGAACUGGGCGUUUUUCAGUUUGGAGGCUCAUCUAUUAUUGUUGCUUUUCAACGUGGCAGUAUCAAAUUUGACGAUGAUCUGUUGGGACUAAGUGAGCAGAAAAUCCAGACGUCUGUGGAGGUUGGUAUGAGCCUGGGGUGUUCUACGUGA